This is a messenger RNA of Ctenocephalides felis (cat flea), 1209 nucleotides long. RefSeq lists its product as uncharacterized. The coding region runs from base 1 to 1209 and encodes 402 amino acids. Gene Ontology annotation, molecular function: protein dimerization activity. Lineage: Eukaryota; Metazoa; Arthropoda; Insecta; Siphonaptera; Pulicidae. The transcript has 6 exons. The record is from RefSeq and is a predicted model, not a curated record.
AUGGUCGGUAUUAAUAAAGGUGUCAGAACAAGAAUACUCGAUAUAAAUCCGAGAGCAUUCUUUACGCCGUGCGGAUGCCACAGCUGGAACUUACUUUUAAUUGAUGCCGCUAAAUCUUCUGGAACAGCAAAAAAGUUUUUUGGUUUUAUUAAUAAAAUAUUUGUGCUGUUUGCAAAAUCAAGUAAGCGUUGGGACAUCGUUAGAAUGAAAUUAAAAUUGAUAUUAAAACCUCUUUCUGAAACGCGAUGGGAAAGCAGAAUCGGAGCUGUAAAAGCAAUAUUUCUGCAAUUUGAUGAUGUCAUAGAAUGUUUGAAUGAGCUGCAAACUAUAAGUGAUGAUUCGGAAACUCUAAGCGACUGUGACGCAGUCUUGAACAAAAUAAUGAGAUUUGAAUUUAUUGUUGCGAUACACGUAUGGUACGAGAUCUUACUACGUAUCACCAAUAUAAGCAAACUAUGGCAAUCAGUUCAAGUCAAUGAUACUUUACGGUCAUUUUGCAGCUGGAUUCACGAAUUUCGCAACACAGGUUUUGAGAAUACUGUAACUCAAGCUCGAUUAUUUGUAGAAAAAAAAGAUCUUCUCAAACAUUGUAAAAACUUGGGCACAAUUCUCCGACAAAACGAACAUAGUGACAUACAACCAUUUGAAUUAUACGAAGAACUGCAACUAUUGAAAAUGAAUAUACCAGAGUCUGUAAAAAACGCGAAAGAAUUACUUCAAUACAUGAUAAAAAAUAAUUUAGAAGAAAUAUAUCCAAAUGUUUAUAUAGCAGUCAGAAUUAUGAACACAGUUCCAAUUAGCACAGCUUCCACAGAGAGAAGUUUCUCUAAGUUAAAAUUGAUUAAAACGUAUUUGAGAAGCACUAUGAGCCAAGAAAGACUAUCUGCAUUAUCCGUUUUAUCAAUUGAAGCUGAAAUAGCAGCUCCUCAAAGCAAUAGGAAGAGGGAGGUGUUUGUGGGAGCAGAACAAGUUCAGGAGCGUGUUGGUGCUGCCAAAGAAAUAAUCCCUUCUAUGGCGGAUACAUAUUCCACUCUUCAAGCCACUGUUGAUCAUAUUUUGAAAAGAGUGAUCAUCUUAGAGGGGAAAAUCAGCGACCAAGACAAGGCUUCGACUCAGUUUGGGCGUGAUCCCAAAUAUCACAUUGCCAAUACAUUGAGCAGAAUAAUGUCUGCGGACAAUUUAGCCAUGAAAUAUUCAUGCCAGCCAUAG